This is a messenger RNA of Populus nigra (black poplar), 1038 nucleotides long. RefSeq names its product short chain aldehyde dehydrogenase 1-like. The record is from RefSeq and is a predicted model, not a curated record. Lineage: Eukaryota; Viridiplantae; Streptophyta; Magnoliopsida; Malpighiales; Salicaceae. The coding region runs from base 53 to 886 and encodes 277 amino acids. The transcript is spliced from 2 exons. Gene Ontology annotation, molecular function: oxidoreductase activity, acting on the CH-OH group of donors, NAD or NADP as acceptor.
UCUUCUCAGGUUAAACGCCCCCGGCCCUUUCCAUUUCUAUUUCAGCCAAAACAUGAACUCCUCUAGUUCACUAGCUUCUUUUGCAAAAAGGUUAGCUGGUAAAGUGGCAAUAAUCACUGGAGGUUCUAGCGGGAUUGGUGAGAGCACCUCUAGACUAUUUGUUGAACAUGGAGCGAAUGUCAUUAUAGCUGAUGUCCAGGAUCAAGUUGGUCAAUCCCUUUGUAAGGAACUUGGCACGGAGAACAAUGUUUACUAUGUACACUGUGAUGUCACUAGUGAUACCGAUGUCAAAAAUGUUGUCGAUUUUGCCAUAUCCAAGUAUGGGAAGCUAGACAUCAUGUACAACAACGCUGGCAUUACUGGCAAUAUAGAUCCAACAAUAUUAGGCACCGAGAAUGAAAAUUUUAAAAGGGUUUUUGAAGUUAAUGUGUAUGGUGGUUUCUUGGGUGCAAAGCAUGCUGCUAGAGUUAUGAUUCCUGUGAAAAAAGGCGUUAUUCUUUUCACAUCUAGUGUGGCUUCAGUGGCUUGUGGUGAGUCGCCUCAUGCUUAUACAAUGUCGAAGCAUGCGGUGGUGGGGCUAAUGAAGAAUUUGUGCGUGGAACUAGGGCAAUAUGGAAUAAGGGUUAACUGCAUUUCUCCUUGUGCUCUUGCUACUCCACUGCUAAGAAAUGCAAUGGGAGCGGAUAAAAGUUUUGUGGAGCAUGUAGUUUGUGAAUCUGCCAAUCUGAAAGGAGUGGUGCCGUCACCCAAAGAUGUGGCGGAGGCUGCCUUGUAUUUAGGUAGCGAUGAGUCCAAGUAUGUGAGUGGACUAAAUCUCAUGGUUGAUGGGGGAUACAGCACCACUAACCAGUCCUUCAAUAUGGUAUUAAGGAAUAUAUUGUCCUGAUUCAAAAGUUGUUCAAGAUGAUCAAGAGUCCGACUUCAGGACAUCUAGCUCCGUCCAAUAUAAUACAAUUUUCUCUCGUCGGAAUGUAUUACAAUUUUAUAGUCUCCGUAACUAUAUCUCCUUUUUUCCAGUGGCGAAUCCAGCAAUUUUUA